AUGGUGCAACAACCCCCUCAAGGGGGAUCACGAAAGAUCUCCUUCAACGUUUCGGAUCAAUAUGAGAUUCAGGACGUCAUUGGCGAGGGAGCCUACGGUGUCGUAUGCUCUGCUAUCCACAAGCCGUCCGGCCAAAAGGUGGCCAUCAAGAAGAUCACUCCGUUCGAUCACUCUAUGUUCUGCCUGCGAACCCUGCGUGAAAUGAAACUGCUGCGCUACUUCAACCAUGAGAAUAUCAUCUCCAUCUUGGAUAUCCAAAGACCUCGGAACUACGAGAGUUUCAACGAGGUGUACCUGAUCCAGGAACUUAUGGAAACGGAUAUGCACCGGGUUAUUCGUACCCAAGACCUCUCCGACGACCAUUGCCAAUAUUUCAUCUACCAGACCCUGCGUGCGCUGAAAGCUAUGCACUCCGCAAACGUCCUCCACCGUGAUCUAAAACCGUCGAACCUUCUCCUCAACGCGAACUGCGAUCUGAAAGUGUGUGACUUUGGUCUGGCCCGGUCAGCCGCAUCGACCGAUGACAACUCGGGAUUCAUGACGGAAUACGUCGCAACGCGGUGGUACCGUGCCCCGGAAAUCAUGUUAACAUUCAAGGAAUACACCAAGGCUAUUGAUGUCUGGAGUGUUGGUUGUAUCCUGGCAGAGAUGCUCAGCGGGAAGCCGCUUUUCCCCGGAAAGGACUACCACCACCAACUAACUCUGAUUCUCGAUGUUCUCGGCACACCGACCAUGGAGGACUACUACGGCAUCAAGUCUCGCCGGGCCCGCGAGUACAUUCGCUCGCUUCCCUUCAAGAAGAAGAUCCCCUUCCGGGCAAUGUUCCCGAAGAGCAACGACCUGGCACUGGAUCUUCUGGAGAAGCUCCUGGCCUUCAACCCAGCGAAGCGCAUCACCGUCGAAGAGGCGCUGCGCCAUCCGUACCUCGAGCCGUACCACGACCCCGAUGAUGAGCCGACAGCGCCACCGAUCCCCGAAGGGUUCUUCGACUUUGACAAGAACAAGGACGCGCUCAGCAAGGAGCAAUUGAAGCGUUAG
Aspergillus sclerotioniger CBS 115572 is the source of this 1038-nucleotide messenger RNA. Its product is annotated as mitogen-activated protein kinase. The record is from RefSeq and is a predicted model, not a curated record. The coding region runs from base 1 to 1038 and encodes 345 amino acids. Gene Ontology annotation, cellular component: nucleus; cytoplasm. The transcript is spliced from 4 exons. Gene Ontology annotation, biological process: intracellular signal transduction; protein phosphorylation. Gene Ontology annotation, molecular function: ATP binding; MAP kinase activity. Lineage: Eukaryota; Fungi; Ascomycota; Eurotiomycetes; Eurotiales; Aspergillaceae.